ACAAGCAAGCAGACCUAGGCGGUAAUUAUUUUUGCAACAUUGUUCGUUCUCAUUUCUCGCAAGCAAGUAACCGACGCAGACACGGGCCCUGCAUAUUCAGUCAGACUGAUCUUUUGAAAAGAUCAUCUGGGUAGCGAGCUGUUGGAUCCACCUAGGUCUGAAGCGAUCUGAAGGCGUGCCGACAACGCAUCUCGGGGAGGAGGCGGCGGUGGGCGCGGGCUCGAGUGGCGACAUGCCGCAGAAGAAGGCUACGCCCUCGAGCGGAGGGUCUGCCGGCUCGGGUGCUCUUCACGGGAACUCUACUGCCCAGGACUCUGAAGAAUCUGCCGCCCAGCGCCGUAGCAAGAAUGCGCGCACAGCCUCGAGUCUGGACUCUGCAGAUACCACAAAAGCAGCACAAGGCCGUGGGCUUGAGUGGAGGGAUGCUGCAGAAGCAGAGCGCGGAGGUCGAGAGGUGCUGCACGAGCAGGAGCAUGCCAAGCACUUUCAGGAAUCUGAUCCCAACGAGAUUGUACAUGGCAAGGAAGAAAAUAAACAGGUGCAAGAAGCGGAUCGUCUGAUCGAACAGCUGAAUGAGUUGGGGAUGGGAGAGGAUAUCAGCGAGGAGGAGUUCCUUGAUUACCAUGACAAGCUACCUCGCAUCCCUCAUUAUAUUGUUGCUCGUAAACUGACAAAUGAGGAGCUCGAUGAGCAAGAUCUUCGCCACGCACUGUACCGCCUCAGAUCUUACAAACACAAGCUGAAAGAGGAGGGAAAGGAAGAUACAUUUGGCCUUAAGGACAUUUCUGAGGCCGACUGUGAUCAAGAGUUCUUAAAGAAACAGAGAUUUUUCAGACGAUUCGAGGAAAUUUCCACACUUGAUUGGUAUUUCCACCCUGAUUACUGCAAAGGGGGUUCCCUGAAUGACUACCAACGCCUAGUCCUUCGAAAUUAUGGCGGUUCUGAGUACGCCAGGUGGAGUGAGUACCAUGAGUUCCUUCAUAGCCAUGACGUUGAAGAAGAGUAUGUCAAGUUCUGUGAGGAAUUGUUCAAGAAGCUAGAGUGGAUGGAAGGUUAUCUAGAUUUUCCCCGGCCAUCUCAUAAGUGGGAUCGCAUAUCUUCCCGAGGAGCUUUACAAGCAAUUAAACUUGCAGCUACUACCUUUCAGAAGAUCACUGCGUCUUUAGCUUACUAUGGCUACUUUGAGUGUAAACAGAGCAUUGCCUAUGACCGUACUUGGUACAAGGAGUUAGAUGGUGUCCAUUUUGAGAUUUGGUGUCGGGUCACUGAGAAACAGAUGAGUUUCAGAGAUGCUCUAGCGGAGGUUUGUGCGCUGAACAGGUUUCCAUUACGCCAACGUAGAAUGGAAGGUGCACUGAAGCGGGACUACACCAUGGAGAGAUUGGAAUCGGAGUACCAUACCUGCACGGCAAAGGUUCCCCCGGGAACUGAAAAGGACAAGGCUAAGGAGUUGAUUGCAAAGGCAGUUAAAAAUCGGCUCAAUAAGCCAAAGACCUAUGUGCAGUAUAUCAGCAAGAAGAUACACAUUGCACACGUUGCUGGAAUCCUUCCUCUGAAGGAUUCGAAGGAACAAUGCGUUGUUUCUGAGAUUAUGAAAUUGGACAAUUGGUCCAUCCCUUGUCCUUCUGCAGUGUGCUGCCCACAUGUGACUGUGUAUGCAGAAAUGUUGUCACAGCCCAAGGAAGAGCCGCAUGGUGAUAACCUUCUGGAGGAGGAAGAGGACGAUAAGGAAGAAAGGGAAUAUUUAGCUACAUUGACAGAGAAGCAACUUCUAUUCCUUGAGGAAGAUGACGCUACAUCGGAAGAGGAUGAUAACCUUAUGGAUAAAACUGAGGAUGAUUGUAGUAUGGAGUUUCCCGAGGAGAAGGGAUUUUUCAUUAGCUUUGAAGAAGAUGGAACACUCGAUUGGUUUUUCUACUCUGCUUACUGCGAAUGUGCUUCCCUGAGUGACUAUCAACGCCUAGUCCUAAAAAAUUAUGGUGGUACCGAGUACAGCAUGUGGAGUGACUACCAUAGCUACCGUCAUAGCUAUGAUAUUGAACGAGAGUAUCUCAAGUACUGCCAGGAAUUAUCCAAGCAACUGAAGUGGAUGGAAGAUUAUGUCGAUAUUUGCCGCUCAUCCGUCAAAUGGGGUAAAAUAUCUUCCCGAGGAGCAUUUCAAGCAAUUAAGAUUGCUGCUACUAGCUUUCCCAAGAUCACUCCUACUUUAGCUUACAAUGGCUUUGAUGAGUAUAAAGAGCGCAUUUGCUAUUAUCAUACUUGGUUUAAGGAGUAUGAUCAUUUGUACUUUGAGAUUUGGCGGCGUGUCACAAAGGGAACGAGUUUCAGAAAGGCUAUGGAGGAUGUUUGCAAGAUGAACAAGUUUCCAGUACGACAAGUUCCAUACCUGCACGGCAGCCAUUUGCCCUGGAGUUAAAGAGGAUAAAGCUAAGGAGUUGAUCGCAGACGGAGUUAAAAAGCUGGUUAAUAUGCCCAAGUCCUAUGAGGAUUAUAUCAGAAAAAAGAUAGAGAUUGCAUGCAUUAUUGGAAUUCUUCCUUCCGAGAAGACUGAGGCAACAGUAUAAUUAAGAUUCUGAAGAAUGAGAUAAUUGGCAAACAAGCGUUGUUUAUAAGAUUAUGAAACUGAACCACCCAUUGUCAUGUUGUACUGUGCUUCCCACAUGUAGUUGUGUGUGUAGAAAUGGCAGUGACCUGUAAGAUACUGUAAUAGAUCAUUUAUGCAGUCUGAGCAAUUUUAGCAGUACUACUUGACAUAUACACCCUCCGUUCCA
Triticum aestivum (bread wheat) is the source of this 2771-nucleotide messenger RNA. RefSeq lists its product as uncharacterized. The transcript has 20 exons. Lineage: Eukaryota; Viridiplantae; Streptophyta; Magnoliopsida; Poales; Poaceae. The record is from RefSeq and is a predicted model, not a curated record. The coding region runs from base 233 to 2416 and encodes 727 amino acids.